CCUCAUCCGUCCGCCCACGGCCCCAUUCCGCAUAUAAUUUCCCUCUCGCUCGACUCUCCCUCAAUCUCUCUCUCUCUCUCUCUCUCUCUCUCUCUAUUUGUUGACACAUAACACAGCGAUUUGCUUCAUCGCCAUUGCUUGCUUUGCUUCUGGGCUCCGAGCUUUCAAUUCGACCAUGGAGGGAGUGGACCACUUGGCUCAUGAGAGGCAGAAGGCGCAGUUCGAUGUGGAGGAGAUGAAGGUCGUCUGGGCGGGCUCCCGCCACGCCUUGGAGCUCUCUGAUCGUAUCUCCCGUCUCGUCGCCAGCGAUCCGGCUUUCCGGAAAGAUAAUAGAACCGUGCUAAGUAGGAAAGAGUUGUUCAAGAAUACUCUGAGAAAAGCUGCCUAUGCGUGGAAACGGAUCAUUGAGCUUCGGCUUACAGAGGAAGAGGCGGCCAGACUGAGGUUUUAUGUGGAUGAACCUGCUUUUACAGAUCUCCAUUGGGGAAUGUUCGUACCAGCCAUUAAGGGACAGGGUACUGAUGAGCAGCAGCAGAAGUGGCUGACUUUGGCGUAUAAGAUGCAAAUAAUUGGGUGUUAUGCACAGACUGAACUCGGUCAUGGCUCCAAUGUCCAGGGUCUUGAGACCACAGCAACUUUUGAUCCAAAGGCAGAUGAAUUCAUCAUUAAUAGUCCGACAUUGACGUCCAGCAAAUGGUGGCCCGGUGGACUGGGUAAAAUUGCCACCCAUGGUGUCAUUUAUGCACGUCUUAUUACUGAUGGCCAGGACCAUGGAGUCCAUGGUUUCAUUGUUCAGCUGCGGAGCCUGGAAGAUCACAUGCCUCUUCCAGGAAUUACCAUUGGUGAUAUUGGAAUGAAAUUUGGAAAUGGAGCUUACAACACCAUGGACAAUGGGGUCCUUAGGUUUGAUAACGUGCGCAUUCCAAGAGACCAAAUGCUGAUGAGGGUUUCACAGGUCACAAGAGAAGGGAAGUAUGUGAUGUCUAAUGUUCCGCGACAGCUGGUCUAUGGUACGAUGGUGUAUGUGCGUCAGACUAUCGUCGUUGAUGCUUCCUGUGCUUUGUCACGGGCAGUUACCAUCGCUACAAGAUACAGCGCUGUUCGUAGACAAUUUGGCUCCCAGGAUGGAGGUCCUGAGACUCAGGUGAUCGAUUACAAAACUCAGCAAAACAGACUCUUCCCUUUGCUGGCUUCGGCUUAUGCCUUCAGAUUUGUUGGUGAAUGGUUGAAAUGGCUCUACACGGAUGUCACACAAAGGUUGCAAGCAAAUGAUUUCUCGACCCUUCCUGAGGCCCAUGCUUGUACUGCAGGCUUGAAAUCAUUGACUACGUCUAUCACAGCUGAUGCCAUUGAAGAGUGUCGAAAACUCUGUGGUGGCCAUGGUUACCUAUGCAGCAGCGGUCUUCCUGAGCUAAUUGCUGUUUAUGUUCCUGCCUGUACAUAUGAAGGAGACAAUGUCGUUCUACUCUUACAGGUUGCGAGGUAUCUCAUGAAGGCUGUUUCCCAGCUCCCAUCUGGGAAAAAGCCUGUUGGAACGACUGCUUAUAUGGGCCGUGUGGAAUAUCUUAUGCAAUGUCGAUCUGAUGUCCAAAGAGCUGAGGAUUGGCUGAAGCCUAAUGUGGUCUUGCAGGCUUUCGAGGCAAGGGCAGCAAGAAUGUCUGUUGCAUGUGCUCAAAAGCUUGCUCAGUUCUCCAAUUCUGAAGAAGGUUUUGCAGAACUGUCGCCUAUCCUUGUCGAGGCUUCACUUGCUCAUUGUCAAUUGAUUGUUGUUUCCAAAUUCAUCGAGAAAUUACAGCAAGACAUACCCGGAAAGGGUGUGAAAGAGCAACUAGAGGCCCUCUGCAGUGUUUAUGCUCUGCAUCUUCUGCACAAACACUCUGGGGACUUCCUUUCCACUGGUACCAUCACGGCCAAGCAGGCUUCCCUUGCUAACGACCAGCUCCUCUCUCUCUAUUCAAAGGUUCGCCCCAAUGCAGUUGCCCUGGUCGAUGCAUUUAACUACACGGACCACUACCUUGGGUCAAUCCUUGGCCGUUACGAUGGUAAUGUGUACCCGAAACUCUACGAGGAAGCUUGGAAAGACCCUCUGAAUGAAUAUGUGGUGCCCGAUGGCUUCCAUGAGUACAUCAGUCCGAUGCUAAAGCAACAGCUUCGUAAUGCGAGACUCUAAGGUCUCUUUCGACUAUGCUCUGCAUAUGCGGUUCCAUGUUUUAAGAAUCAUAACUUUUAUCCUCAGAAAUAUAAUUUUAUGACGUGACAGUCUCUUCAUGAAUAAGGUUAGUUUGUUUUGAAGGAAGGCAGCAGAAUGCCUGAUGAUGACUUCAUGUUAGCAAUUGGGAAUGACAGUUUCUGUUCCAAGUGAACAGUACUAUAGCAUUUGAUUCGUAAAACUCCCCUGGCUAUAUCGAUUCUUUCGUCCCUGUUUUCGAUUU
Molecule: messenger RNA, 2432 nt
Organism: Punica granatum (pomegranate)
Lineage: Eukaryota; Viridiplantae; Streptophyta; Magnoliopsida; Myrtales; Lythraceae
Source: RefSeq, a predicted model, not a curated record